AUGUCUAGUGCUCCUUUCAGAGCAACUGUCAACGAGUAUCUUGAGGAUUUGCCACCUCAAGUUCAGUCCCGGCUUUACACAUCGCCUGCAACAUGUUUGGCAAUCUACAGACUGCUGCCUAAGUUGGCCAAGUUUUUCAUCAUGUCCAUGGUCUUCAACGAAAACGAUGUUUCAUUGCGGGAUCUUGAUAGAUGGGUCCAAAGCAGCGGGAAAUUUCAGCUCAACGAAGCAAUCAAAUCCAUGAAAUCUCUACAUCUGUUGAUAGAGGGUCAGUCUGGACAGCCUUUCAUGAUCAAUCUCAACUCUAUAUUCCGAUCCAGUUUUCGUAAUGCUCUCACGGGUGGAGAAGUCAAUAACUCGUUCGGAAAUGUGAUAGAGGAUGAACAUGAAAUUGUACAGCCAGAAAUGCUCGAUCAAUAUGCGGCAAACAAAUGGGAAUCGAUUCUGCAUUUUAUGGUAGGCACACCACUCACGCAAACGCCUUCCAGAAAUGUGCUUUCCUUACUGCAGCACAGCAAGCUCAUGGAAGAAAAUAACACUGGAGAAUUACAGAUCACCAAUGAGGGGUUCCAGUUUUUGCUGCAGGACGCAAAUGCCCAAAUCUGGACUCUUUUAUUGCAGUACCUCCGGCUUGCAGAAACUUUGCAAAUGGACCCCGUGGACGUGCUGAAUUUCAUCUUCAUGUUAGGAGCACUCGAACUGGGUAAGGCCUAUAGUGAUUCGCAUUUGAGUGAUACUCAAAAAAUCAUGUUGCAGGACAUGCGUGACUAUGGUCUGGUAUUUCAAAAGGCUUCCAGUACCUCUAAGUUCUAUCCUACGCGACUCGCUGCUAUGCUGACGUCCGAUAGUAUAGGUAUCCGAUCUGCCUCUAGCGCGAUGAAUAGUGUUUUGAGCCAAGGUACAACCAGCAGUUCGAAGGCAGAUGACACCGCCGCUGCGGCCGACGACAGAGAACAAGAUGCAUCCCAAAUUGGGACAACGGCAAGGAAUAUACCAGAUGGAGCGGUCAUCCUUGAAACUAACUUCAAAAUAUACUCAUAUUCGAACUCACCCCUGCAGAUCGCGAUUCUAGGCUUAUUUGUGCAUCUCAAGGCAAGGUUUACCAACAUGGUUACCGGCCAAAUUACAAGAGACUCUAUUAGGAGAGCGCUUCUCAAUGGUAUUACUGCGGACCAAAUCAUCGCAUACAUGGAGACACAUGCGCAUCCACAAAUGAGAAGACUUGCAGAACAGACCCUAGAUAAGAAGUUGGAACUCGACCCCAAUUGCAAAGAAGGUCUACAAGUGCUUCCGCCAACUGUGGUGGAUCAAAUCAAGCUGUGGCAACUUGAGCUCGACCGUAUUAUCAAUUACGACGGUUACCUUUUCACCGAUUUUGACAACAGUCAGGAAUACAGCUUGCUGUGUGAUUAUUCCAGCGACAUAGGAGUACUACUAUGGAAAGAUGACAAGAAGAAAAGGUUUUUCGUAUCUCAGGAAGGUAACGCACAAGUGAUAGAUUAUGCUAAGAGGAAGCUAAAAAAGAAAUAG
Molecule: messenger RNA, 1530 nt
Organism: Lachancea sp. 'fantastica'
Lineage: Eukaryota; Fungi; Ascomycota; Saccharomycetes; Saccharomycetales; Saccharomycetaceae
Source: the annotation of a GenBank genome assembly